CCUACACACUAGCCUCUUCUGCCACAAGCUGUGUUCAAAAAGCCCCAGACAGUCAGUGUGUGACACACUUCUGGACACCUGCAUCACCUCUGAGGACAUCUGAAGACGUGAAGAUGAAACUGUCCUGUGUUGUUGCUGUUGCUGUCCUUGUUCUGGCCCUCUGCUCCCAGGGACAAAGCCAGAAUGUUGAUGGACCGGAUAAAUGCUGUUUUAAAUAUUACAGCAAGCCAAUUCCACCUAAAGCCAUAAUACGGUACUAUCUUACUCACCCCAGCUGCACCACAAAGGCAGUGAUCCUCAUCACAAGGAAGGGCAAAGAAGUGUGCGCCAACCCAGAGGUCCAGCAAGUCCAGGACAUUAUGGAGAAACUAGACGACCUGUUUGGUACCCCGGCCCCCACCGAUUCUCCUUAACUUGAUGCAAAAGUUAAAGUAGCUGUGUCUCAACGUUGCUUGGCAACCAUUCAAAUAGAUGAAAUGCUGUGCCUUUAUUUUAUGAAAUUCUGCCAGAAAAGCAAUUAGCCACUGAAUUUAGAACAGCUGGGUUUAAGGCUAAGUUCUAAAUUCAGUGUAACCUACGGCCUCUCGGGGUUUAUUGCUUAACUACUCUGCACCUCAGAGUUACAGUGAAUGUAACAACCUUUAAUUCAGCUGCUUUAUUUUGCACAAACAUACUCUGUCUUUUCUGCUUUCGUAUUUCUGGAAGAGUAUCUGUUCAAGAUGAGCCGUAUAG
Molecule: messenger RNA, 732 nt
Organism: Alosa sapidissima (American shad)
Lineage: Eukaryota; Metazoa; Chordata; Actinopteri; Clupeiformes; Clupeidae
Product: C-C motif chemokine 4 homolog
Exons: 3
Coding region: 114-413 (99 amino acids)
Biological process (GO): neutrophil chemotaxis; positive regulation of GTPase activity; cellular response to type II interferon
Cellular component (GO): extracellular region
Molecular function (GO): chemokine activity; CCR chemokine receptor binding
Source: RefSeq, a predicted model, not a curated record